This is a messenger RNA of Fundulus heteroclitus (mummichog), 2374 nucleotides long. RefSeq names its product ras-related protein Rab-6A. NCBI's taxonomy places the organism in Eukaryota, Metazoa, Chordata, Actinopteri, Cyprinodontiformes, Fundulidae. The coding region runs from base 287 to 913 and encodes 208 amino acids. The transcript has 8 exons. Gene Ontology annotation, molecular function: GTPase activity; GTP binding. The record is from RefSeq and is a predicted model, not a curated record.
AUUGGCACUCCAACAAUGUUCACAUUGUGUCUAAGGAAGAAGUUAUCCCGAAACGCUAGCUGCUGCUGGUGGAUAGUCACAGGGAGACUGCAGGAAUGCUAACUUGGCCGCAGUAGCGACCGACGACUUGUCCAACCACUGAUCCGGCUGAGAGGAGAAGCCCUGGGGGCUCCCAGCGUCGCGGAGCGUUCCUUUACACGCGUGGGGAGAGCAGGACGACGCGGCGGACCUUUAAUCGCUGGCAUCAGCUGCUGCGGAAGCUCGGAGAGAAUCGUCAGAGUCCGUCAUGUCUGCGGCCGGAGACUUCGGAAACCCUUUAAGAAAAUUUAAGCUGGUCUUUCUGGGCGAGCAGAGUGUGGGAAAGACGUCGUUGAUCACCAGGUUCAUGUACGACAGCUUUGACAACACGUACCAAGCCACAAUAGGAAUAGACUUCCUGUCCAAAACCAUGUACCUUGAAGACAGAACAAUCAGGUUACAGCUGUGGGACACGGCGGGACAGGAGCGAUUUCGCAGCCUGAUCCCGAGCUACAUCAGAGACUCAGCCGCCGCCGUCGUCGUGUACGACAUUACAAACGUCAACUCCUUCCAGCAAACUACAAAGUGGAUUGAUGAUGUCAGGACAGAGAGAGGAAGUGAUGUCAUUAUCAUGUUGGUGGGAAACAAGACAGACCUUGCAGAUAAAAGGCAAGUAUCUAUUGAAGAGGGUGAACGGAAAGCCAAAGAACUAAAUGUAAUGUUUAUUGAGACUAGUGCGAAAGCAGGCUACAACGUGAAGCAGCUUUUCCGUCGAGUGGCAGCCGCCCUGCCUGGCAUGGAUACCACGCAGGACAAGAAUAAAGAGGACAUGAUUAACAUACAGUUGGAGAAGCCGCCUGAGCAGCCUGCCAGCGAAGGAGGCUGUUCCUGCUAGGGUUUCCAGCUGUGCUGCAGACGUUUUCUGGAAGCCGGUCGUUCUGUAUAUGCUCCCUUCACUACACCCCUCUCUCUUCCUGACUAAGAACACUACACCCGUCAUCCUUGGCCGUUGUGACACCCUGCUCUUUCGUCCAGACGUCCUGAAAGCCGCAUAUCACUAAAACCGAACACCGCACGGCGACUGACACAUGUGCUGAAACCACGGACACGCCUGGAGCUCAUCCUUACACAGAGCACCCGUUUUCAGUCAUUUCAGAAGAAUAUAUCGCUGCAAGUGUUGUCUGUCAUAUUGGUGUUAUUCUUGACUUUUUUUUCUAAACCAAACAGACAACAAAUGUCUGCUGUAAGUCUUCUAUCCAGGCUUGUUUUUAAGAGGGAGAAUAUUCUUUUAACAGAUGAACAUUGCUUUAAGCCUAGUAAACUGUGUGAAUGUUUGUGCGCAUUUGUCACUUAACAUAAUUUAUGCUGUGGAAACACAUUGGCGAGAAUUUUGUAAUCAUUAGUGCUGAAAAAGCUUUUUUUUUUUUUAAUACCUGUUUGGAAAACCGGGAGUUUAUGUUGAAGGAUGUCGAGUUUAAUCAUUAUCAUUUUGGUUUUUCUAUAGUAAAACAAUCUGUACAACUGAUGCAGCUAAAAUAGGGAGCCUCCUAAAAGUCAGCUAAGACCUUAUAAAUACUACGUUGCCUCUACUUUCAGAGGCAACUCACCUUUUCUAAGCACAUAAGAGGAAAACGCAUAAGAAUCACACUACAUGAUUAUAGUGCAGUAUAAACGUACAACAAAAAUGUCUGCCCUGUUCACUGUCCUGUACCUGCACAUGUCCUCCCAGUUCCUUCUUUUAUAUCAACCCUUUUUCACUUAAGAGUACAGCUAAAGUCUCAGCAAACUUUUCUUUUUGUUUUGUUUGAUUGGAGUUUUAGAGGAUUUACACUUAAAAACCCAACAAAACCCCCAUGGAUGGUGGAAGAAUUUGCCUUUUUAGGGUAAAAAUCAUAGAGGGCUUCCUUGGCAUCAGCUUUAUGUAGUCAGGUUUGGUAUGAUCUUGUCUGAAUGCUUUCAAAAUGUUGUUUUUUUUUUUUUGCUUUCUACUUUUUGGCUUUGAUCUUUUGUCAGUGAUUUAUCAACAUGUGUAUUUAAUCUACAAUGACUUGAAAUAUUUAUUUCUGUUGGAUUCAUACUUUUUUUUUUUUUUUUUUAAAGGCUGGUAAUAUUUUCCCUUGUGGUAACGAGUCCUGAAUUGCUACUAAGAUAUGCAUUGUACCAGAACAGCUUUCCCAGAAUCUGUGAGAGAGUCUGCCGUUUGUCUGUCACCUCUGGGUGGGAGUUAAAUCACACUGAUGAUAUUGUGCAAUUCUUGUAAGAAUUUAUGCAGGAGAGUCCAAUAUGUAUAGCAUAGUUGUUAACAUUUUUGUCCGGAAUGGUUUUAAAUGAAAGAAUAAAUUUACACUUCUCACAA